UUUCCAACCCUUCCCCCAUUUUACAGCCGUGCAAUAUUUGGAAGAGAAAUGGACGACUUCCCCAGCGAGUGGGUGUGUUUGUUACAAUUCGUGUUACAACAAACUACGUAACAAGACGAGAAGCUAAGUAUUAACCAGACCAACAUUAUAAAGCUAAACACCGAUGAAAAGGGGUUACGUUAUCCAAUGUAAACCCCUAUCCAUCCUCUCUCUCGUCAGUCUACAUCCGCGGACACAAAAAGGACUGUCGAUUAAAUGGGCAGGAUUUACACUAGAGUAACCCACAAAAAUAGUUUAAUGUCAAAAGUAUUACGGCGUUAUUUGUGAAACGCACGCUAACUACUAAAUAUUAGCCAUGCUACCGCAAUGUGUCCUCUGCUUUUACAGGCUGCCAUUUCUUCCUUCUUUCGACAGAGACGUGCGCGAGACACGCUGUCUGUAUGCUUCCGCGGAGGGUUUGCGCUUUGGUUUUUUCUUUUGAGGGGGGAGGGGGGUUUACUUGAACGUGUCCCCACAGCAAAGCGACCGCGAAUGAAAUUUGCUUUCAGACUCAUUGUAUGCAUUAAUAAUUUAGCUUUUCGUCAUUUGCCACAGAAAAUAGUUCGUUUUCCGGCUUAAUUCGGGCUGCGCGCGCUAGCUGCAGCUCGGCGGAGGGAUACUGCAAGCAGGCGGGACUCUGUGUGAGCGAGGCUAAAUGGAGACUGCCUCUUCCUGGUGGAUAAACAGUGACAGCUACAGGGCAGCUACCUACAGACCCAGCUCUGCCGCUGCCCUGCCAAACAACCCCAAAAUGGCUUCAGACAGUACACACACGGCGCAGUUGACUUCUGAACUGUACUUCCUAAUAGCCCGAUUUCUACAAGCUGGACCGUGUCAAAAAGCAGCCGAGACCCUGAUAAGGGAGGUGGAGGAGAAGGAGCUGCUGCCCAAAAGGCUGGACUGGACGGGGCAGGAACACCCGGGGACCUACGAAACAUUGGUGAAGCUCUACAGACACAUCUCCCCUGACCACCUGUUGCAGGUGUGCUCCAGGGUCUGCCCGCUGCUGGAGGGGGAUGUCCCAGCCAGCGUUCCCGGACUCACCAGCCUUUUGGGAGCCGGCCGCCAGAACCUCCUCCGCACCAGCAAGAGCUGCAAACAUGUGGUGUGGAAGGGUUCGGCGCUGGCCGCGCUGCACUGUGGACGACCUCCGGAGCCGCCCAUCAUUUAUGGCAGCCCUCCCAAUAUCGUUGAGACGUGUUUCAGCCGCCGACUGAACGGCUCCUACCGCCUGCGGCAGCUGGUGCCCACAGCCGUGUACCAACACAUGAAGAUGCACAAGAGGAUCCUGGGACAUCUGUCGUCUGUGUACUGUGUGACCUUCGACCGGACGGGGCGGCGCAUCUUCACAGGCUCUGACGACUGUCUGGUGAAGAUCUGGGGUACCGACGAUGGCCGCCUGCUGGCGACUCUGCGCGGACACGCCGCAGAGAUUUCCGACAUGGCUGUCAGCUAUGAGAACACAAUGAUCGCCGCCGGCUCCUGCGACAAAACCAUCCGGGUGUGGUGCUUGCAAACCUGCGCCCCUUUGGCUGUCCUGGAGGGACACGCAGCCUCCAUCACCUCACUGCAGUUUUCUCCCCUCUGUAGUGGCUCCAAGCGCUACCUGUCCUCCACCGGCGCCGACGGCACCAUCUGCUUCUGGCAGUGGGACGCUCACACUCUCAAGUUCGGUCAAAGGCCCAGUAAAUUCACAGAGCGAUCCAGACCUGGAGUCCAAAUGAUCUGCUCCUCCUUCAGUGCAGGUGGGAUGUUCCUCUCCACGGGAAGCACUGAUCACAUCAUCAGGGUUUACUACUUUGGAUCAGGUCAACCAGAGAAAAUCUCCGAACUAGAAUCCCACACGGACAAAGUCGACAGCAUCCAAUUUUCCCAUUGCAGUGACAGGUUUGUAAGCGGCAGCAGAGAUGGCACAGCUCGGAUCUGGCAGCUGCAGCCUCAGGGCUGGAAGAGCAUCCUGCUGGACAUGCAGACCAAAUUACCCGGGAAGUACAACCCCCCUCCGCUGGAGGACAAGGUGACGAAGUUGAAGGUUACCAUGGUGGCGUGGGAUCGCCAUGACAGCACCGUGAUCACAGCAGCCAAUAACCUGACGCUGAAGGUGUGGAACUCCCUCACCGGGACCUUGGUCCACGUCCUGUUGGGUCACGAGGAUGAGGUGUUCGUCCUGGAACCACAUCCGUUUGAUCCAAGGAUCCUGUUCUCGGCCGGGCACGAUGGGAAUUGUAUUGUGUGGGAUUUGGCUAGGGGGGCCAAGAUCCGAUCUUACUUCAACAUGAUCGAGGGUCAAGGACACGGCGCGUUAUUCGACUGCAAAUGCAGUCCUGAUGGGCAGCACUUUGCAGCCACUGACUCCCAUGGUCACCUGCUCAUCUUUGGCUUUGGCUCCAGCAGCAAGUAUGAUAGGAUAGCGGAUCAGAUGUUCUUUCAUACCGACUACCGGCCGCUGAUCCGGGACGCCAACAACUACGUGCUGGACGAGCAGACCCAGCAGGCGCCGCACCUCAUGCCCCCUCCUUUCCUGGUGGACGUGGACGGGAACCCUCACCCCCCAAGAUACCAGAGACUGGUGCCAGGGAGGGCAGGCUGCAGGGAUGAGCAGCUGAUUCCUCAGAUGGGCGUCACUUCCUCAGGCCUGAACCAGGUGGUGAGUGAGCAGGCGGUGGAUGGUUCCAGUCCGCUGGACACCAUGAUCCAGAGGCUUCAGCAGGAGCAGGACCAGAGGCUGGGGGCCAGUGACGCUUCUGCUGCAGCAAACACCAGGUCCAGCAGAGGAUCUGUUGGGUCGCCCACAGAAGUACACUCCCCUCCUAACGUCGGCCUCCGACGCAGCGGGCAGAUCGAAGGAGUCCGCCAGAUGCACAGCAACGCCCCUCGCAGCCAGAUGGCCACAGAGGGAGACCUGGUGGCCUGGAGCCGCAGGGUGCUGGUCCCUGAGCUGGAGGACGCCUUUGUCAGGAGACAGGUGACCUGGCGCGAGGCUAAAGGAGAGGAGGAGAUCAACAUUUAUCAGUCAGAGAGGAGGAGACGCACUCUUCACUCACUCCCCAAGGAGAGCAGGGCUCAUCCAACGCCAGAGAGCGCCGUCGACGAGGGGAGGAGGAGUCAGGGGAACCACGGUUACCAGACCCGUGCCGCCAUGGAGGAGACGAGCCGUCAGAGCGCUGAGGCUGCAGACGAUGACGAAAGCACCUCAGAGGGAGAAGCGGAGGUACGGCAGAUUAAUGGAUACUCAUCGGAGGAAGAAAAGGAGGAGGAGGAGAAGGAGCCCUGGCCGGAUGACCACAGCAGUUCCAGCGACUACUCCAGCGAUUACUCCGACUGGACGGCCGACGCGGGGAUCAAUCUGGAACCCCCCAAGAAGAGCGUGAAAGUCAAGAAGAAGAGCAGCGGCUCUGAGGAGGAUGGAGAGAAGAAGAGGGAGGGGAAGAAAGAGAAGAAGAAAGACAAAGCAGACAAAGAUGGUUCACCGCCAAAGAAGAAAAUGCCAAAGGAGAAGAGGAAGAGGGCUGAGUUUGAGGAGGAGGGGCUAACCUUGGAGGAAUGGCUUCCCUCUGCCUGGAUCACAGACACGAUCCCCCGGAGGUGUCCCUACAUUCCUCAGAUGGGAGACGAGUUGUACUACUUCCGCCAGGGUCACGAAGCGUACGUGGAAAUGGCCAAGCAAAAAAAGAUCUUCAGCAUCAAUCCCAAGAAACAGCCCUGGCACAAGAUGGAGCUACGGGAACAAGAGUUGAUGAAGAUCGUUGGCAUCAAGUAUGAGGUGGGCUUGCCCACGCUGUGCUGCCUGAAACUGGCUUUUUUGGACCCCGACUCGGGGAAGCUAACAGGGGGCUCCUUCUCUAUGAAAUACCACGACAUGCCGGAUGUUAUCGACUUCCUUGUGCUGCGGCAGCAGUUUGACAAUGCUCGUAGGAGGCAGUGGGCUAUAGGUGACAGGUUUCGGUCAGUGAUUGAUGAUGCCUGGUGGUUUGGGACCAUUGAGAGCCAAGAGCCCUACCAGAACCAGUACCCUGACAGCUUGUUCCAGUGCUACAACGUCUGCUGGGACAACGGAGACACAGAGAAGAUGAGUCCUUGGGACAUGGAGCCCAUUCCUGAUGAUGCCACGUUCCCCGACGAGCUGGGCACCAGCGUCCCGCUGACGGAGGAGGAGCAGAAGCAGCUGCUGUAUGUUCCCCAGGAUGGAGAGUGGGGCUGCCACACACGCGCAGAAGAGUGCGAUCGCAUCAUCAAAGCCAUCGACCAGCUCUGUACUCUGGAUGUGGCGGCGCCUUUUGCUUUCCCAGUAGACCUCCAAGCCUACCCCACUUACUGCACGGUUGUGGCCUACGUCACUGACCUCAGCACGAUACGCCAAAGGCUAGUGAAUCACUUCUACAGGCGGCUGUCCUCUCUGAUGUGGGAGGUACGUUACAUCGAACACAACGCCCAGACGUUCAACGAGCCAGGAUCGUUCAUCGUCACCACCGCCAAGUUUGUCUCUGACCUCAUGCUGGCGUUUACCAAGGACCAAAGCCUGAUGGACCUCAUGCCUCUCUACAAAGCUAUGAAGAAGGCAACCUUCUCAGACUCAGAAGACGAGGAUGAUGAGGAGGAGGCUGAAUAUACUAACACUCCUGGAACAUCAACACAAAACCACAAGGGCCGUCCGCCCAUUCAGCGCCAGUUAAGAAACCGCCCUCAUUCGUAUGACCCUCACGCAUGGAAAGGGCGCUGUAAGGAGCUGCUGGAUCUCAUCUUUCAGUGUGAAGACUCUGAGCCCUUCAGAGAACCCGUGGACAUACAGGAGUACCCGGACUACCUGCAGAUAGUUGAGUCUCCGAUGGACUUUGGUACGGUUCUGAAGAAGCUGACUGAAGGAAAGUACCAGUCUCCCAUUCAGCUCUGCAAAGAUGUCCGCCUCAUUUUUAGUAAUUCCAAAGCGUACACGCCCAGCAAAAAGUCACGGAUUUACAGCAUGAGUCUGAGGCUUUCUGCGCUGUUUGAGGAGCACAUCAGCCCCAUCCUGUCAGAUUAUAAAGCCAUCCAUGGCAUGACGGACAAACUGACCAGGCGAGGGACGGAUAGGCUGAAACGGCACACUGCAGACAGACCAACGCGAAACACUGUAAAGAGGAGGAGGAGCGAAUCACCCACCAGCAGCAACGCCUCCAGCCCAGAGAGGAAAAGACGCGUCUCAUCCAGGGUGAUGGCCAAAAAGGAGCCUUCACCACCUCCUUCUCGGCCUCCUUCUCUGAGGCAGAGCAUCCCUUUGAAACAGCCACCUCAGCUGGUCAACGGUAAAGCGGAAAGCUCGACUCCAGGACGUACUCGCAGUGCCGCACGCCACUUUAGACCCUCCUCCCCCUCGUCCAACAACGCUACCAACAACACACUGAACACCGGAGAAUCAUCUCGCACAUUACGAGCCCACAGUUCUGUUCGAGCUUCAACUCCGCCAGUUCCUGAGAAGGUGCCACCCACGCAGCCAGCAGAUGGCAACAGCGGAAGCACUCGUAGGAAACUCAGGACACCUGUGAAGCACUCACCUGGCUCUCCAGUCAGCCCUCCGUCUCAGAGCACGGUCCACCUGAACGGACACAGUAGCCAUGUGACACCUGUGGGGAGGAGGGGGAGGAAGUUCAGGAUGGACUCACCAGUGAGUCCUCCAGAAACUCCCUCCAGCCCUUCCAGACCUCGGGGUCGGCCACCGGGUAAAAAGAGAGGCCGGAAGAGCAAGCAGGAGCUGGAGGAGAUGAGACAGAGGAGUUCAACCCCCGAUGACGAGCAUGACCACUCCACGGGAGACGAAGGCGGCGCUUCCUCGGCUCAGGAAACGUCAACGCCGUCGGAUUCCGUUACUUCAUUGAUGCCUAGAAGACGAGGCCGUCCCCGAGCCACAAGGAUUGAGGAACCUGCUCCUCCUGCUGAAUCCCCCGAACCCUCACCACUAAGGAGGAGCAGCAGGAGAACCAAUGAGGAGGUCACACCUCCUGUUCAGACCACCCCUCAGCGGCCAAGUCGGAAGGAAUCUCUGAGGGAGGAAGCUGCGGAGGCAGCAGGGGAGGCGGCGGUGGUUUCCAUGCGCACGCGUAACCAAGGACGCCGGUCAGCCUGGUACAUGGAGGAGGACUCGGAGGAGGAACAGAGGCAGUUGCUGUUCGAGGACUCAUCGAUAACUUUUGGCACCUCCUCAAAGGGGCGUGUCCGCAAACUGACAGAGAAAGCCAAAGCCAACCUGAUAGGCUGGUGAGGAGUGGAUGCUGGAGAACUCAGAGGGAGCAGAAACAUAGUUGUGAGUGAGUGAGUGAGUGAGUGAGUGAGUGAGUGAGUGAAAGCCUCUGACCUCACUUCCUCCUCGUCUCUGACCCUUCCUUCCUCCGGUGUUCCUCCUACAUUAUUGAUCCAUGUUGGAUCUCACGGUGACGCUGUGUCCUCCUGCAUGACCGUCAGACUGGGUCAAACUUUUCCGAGGCGUUCCCAAAUGACUCCUCUGAGGGGAUUUUACGUCCAGGAUGGAUUUGAUCUUUUACUUCCUGCUUUUUAUACAACCCAGAAGUCGUGAUUGGCUUUUUGUUUUGGACGUCUUACACCUGACCCGGGUGUGUGUGUCUGCGCUAAAAUACCAAAAGGCAUACCGGAUAUUGGUACGGCAGAUUUUGUGGACUAUGAAUUUUCUUUUUGCAUGUUAAUUAGAACAAUUCAUGAUUUUUCUUCAAAUUGGUUUUACUGUGAGGACGAGAAAAAGGAUGCAUGAGUGAAUGGAGCCAUUUUUAUCUUUUUAUAUCAUGUUUCAGUGCAUCCUUAGCAUUAGCAAUACCUUGUGCCUUGAUGUCUAUUGUGUGUGUGUGUGGCCACUACCCUAAAACAGUACAUGUGCCUGUUUGUGUAUGUGUAAAUGAGUGUGUGUGUGUGUGUGCCUGUUUGUGUAUGUGUAAAUGAGUGUGUGUGUGUGCCUGUUUGUGUAUGUGUAAAUGAGUGUGUGUGUGUGUGUGUGUGUGUGUGUGUUUCUAACAAAAGUGAGCGUACACUUGGAUCAUUGUGAAACCUUUGACAGAGAUGUAUUUAGACUCUGAGAAGAAUUUAUCCUUGCCGUAAACACACCUGUGAUCCAUGUUAUAUCGUCUUAGAUAAGGUAAGGAGGGGGCGGAGCUUCUGGUGACUAGCUUUGCGAUGCACUUGCCACAGACCGAUUAUCAAUGUAGUCUUAGGCUGUUUGUAAUUUUUUUUUUCAAAUAAGCUUUUAAAAUAAUGAGACGUUUUUACACACACACACACACACACACACACACACACACACACACACACACACACACACACACACCUCUACCUGUCUCGCAUGUUCUAGCACUUUCUUACUCAAACAGGAAGGAGUGGGAUCAAACCGGACUGGACGAGUCUUUUUUUCACCUCUGGUUGUGUGCCUUGGCUACUCUGGCAUGUUGAAUCCUCUGUUUCUCCCUUUUGGGGCCCUUUUUCCCAGACUUCCUGGUUCUUUUCUAUCCGUUUGGAGAACUGGACUGCAGACUCCAGAACAGAGUCGGAAACAAAUAAUCUGACAGGUACCGCGAGUUUACAAAGAUGGCAGCACUCUUUUUGGACACGCCUAAAUGUGUUGGGUUCAGAGUGGAGAACUGGAUGGUAGCAUCAUGAAUACACCCGGUUCGUCUCAGCUCCUAUAUUACAAACAUGUAUCGGUUUACUAUCUUCUGUUUUGUAACGCCAAAUUCUGUCUUUGGGCACUGAAAUUUUAGAAAAUGUGGCUUUUUGAAUGUCUCUUUUUUUUUUUUCUAAAAAAAAAAAAAAGGAAAAAGUUUUAUUAUUUCCAUAGUGGGUGUUCAGUUAAACAGUUUUCUGUCUGUGUCCCUGCCACACAGGCGGAGUUUUGGGGUGACGGGUCUGUAGGGGGACAGUUCUGUGGUGAAGGACUGAGGGUCUGUGCUCUGUCGCACACAUUUGAGGAGUUCUACAAUAUCAUGUGAACAUGUAGAUGUUUAACCCCAAAGUGGAAUAGCCAAAACACUGACUCUUUCCUCUCAGAGGGACAAGAUGUAAAAGAAUGUGUUGUUAUUAAAGGUUUAUAUCGCUGAAUAUUUAUUUUGUGGACCGAAUUUAGCCCCGAGCUUUCUUUAAAACUUCAGAUGUACCCCAACAAUAAAUGGCUAAAAUGCAGCAAGACUGACUUAAAGAAACAUUUAGGAUCUUCUGAGGUGGAGGUGUAUUAAAAGUAUGAAAAAGUUAACAGAACUACUAGCUUUUUGAACAACCUUAAGAUGUGAGAAAUGGAGAUUAGUUCUGAUUGAACAGGCAAGCUAAAGCAAGUCAUAACAGGAACAAUGGUUAUGCGUCUUAAAACGAUUCUAAAAAUGUUACGAGUUUACAAUCUAGGCAAAUUCCACAUGUCAUGGCUGCUCUGGCAGAAAAUAUGUGGAUUUGAGUUACAGUAGCUAGCUUGGCUGUUAGCUUCAUUGCAAACAACCACAGAAUAAUGUAAAUAACUACAUAAUGUGAAAUGUAUCACUAUAAAGAUUUAACAUUUAGAAUUGUAAGACACUUUGUAACUGUACCCAUGGUGAAUUGAUGCUAGCUCUGCUGUCUGGUCAUAGCUAAACGCCGUUUCUCCUAACUGAGGCUGUUCAAACAACUAAAAUCUACACUGAUAAAUGUAUAAUUGCUCGUAGACCUUCCACAGAACUAUCGCAUUUGAAAAUGCUAAAAUAUAUCUUGUCUAAAUGCACCAUUGCUGAGCUUAACUCGGCAGCAGUAACUCGCCUUCCAUAAUCCUAAUUUUCAAGUUAAUCUGAAUUUUUAAACCUAUUUCAUUUGGACAAAGUCUGAACCAGCAGGUCAGGAAAUCAGGAUCAGCGCUCCAAACGACAAUCUGGAUUAUCGUUUAAAUGAGACAUUAAUACAGCAUAUGUGUGUAGGUUACAGGGCUUGACAGCAACCAGCAGCUUCUGCAAAGAUGCUAGAUUAUCCUAAUGAAUUAUGGACAGACUAUCGUUUAUGUCCCCCAGUGGAAACAUCCUGCAGCCAAUCUCCUCAUCUUCUCGCCACUUAGUCUAGAAUAAUCCGAUGUGAUGUGGAGUGUUUGUUUGUUCCACAGGAAGUGAUGCUGAUCUGUUCCAGCUCCAUGCAGGAUGAACAUCAGAUGUGAUCAUUUGGGUUUCAUGAACCUCUGAAUGUGUGGCAGAGCUGUGCUGCUGGUGACCUGAGCGUCAGUGUUUGGUCAGAGGUUAAAUGUCGCUGUGUGUGUGUGUGUGUGUGUGUGUGUGCGUGUGUGUAUGAAGUGGCUCCAUGUGAGCCACCAGGAAGCCUUUUGACAUGGUUGAUGGAGGCAUGUGACUAAAGGGGAGAAUGAUGUCUGUUUAAUGUCACCUGAUCGAUUUAAGUUUUCUUUGUUAGUUUGAAUACUUUUAUAUUUACGGUAUAUAAAUAUAUAAAGGAGUUGAUGCAAAAAAGCAGAAAGCUAGAAUGUAUGUGUAGGGGAGUACUGCUGUCCUGUUUGUUGAUACCAAUAUUUUAAGCAAAUAAACAGUUGUGUUUCCAUA
Messenger RNA from Nothobranchius furzeri (turquoise killifish), 9572 nucleotides. It is a transcript of the gene phip, whose product is annotated as pleckstrin homology domain interacting protein. Gene Ontology annotation, molecular function: protein binding. NCBI's taxonomy places the organism in Eukaryota, Metazoa, Chordata, Actinopteri, Cyprinodontiformes, Nothobranchiidae. Gene Ontology annotation, biological process: regulation of transcription by RNA polymerase II; regulation of cell shape; cytoskeleton organization. The record is from RefSeq and is a predicted model, not a curated record. Gene Ontology annotation, cellular component: nucleus.